Hansenula ciferrii is the source of this 1059-nucleotide messenger RNA. RefSeq names its product Glycerol-3-phosphate dehydrogenase [NAD(P)+]. Gene Ontology annotation, molecular function: 2-dehydropantoate 2-reductase activity; NADP binding. Gene Ontology annotation, biological process: pantothenate biosynthetic process. The coding region runs from base 1 to 1059 and encodes 352 amino acids. NCBI's taxonomy places the organism in Eukaryota, Fungi, Ascomycota, Saccharomycetes, Phaffomycetales, Wickerhamomycetaceae. The transcript has a single exon. The record is from RefSeq and is a predicted model, not a curated record. Gene Ontology annotation, cellular component: mitochondrion; cytoplasm.
AUGAUCAAACCAAUCCCAGUUCAUAUCCUUGGAGCAGGGUCAAUAGGUAUAUUCAUAGCUUCAAAACUUUCAAAUUUGAAAACCUCACCAAGUAUAACUUUAUUAUUAAGAAAUUUAUCAAAAGUUGAAAACUUCCAAUCAGUUUAUAAUUCCACGAUUCAAUUGAAAUCUAAAAUCACUCCUCAAGUUGAUAUCCAAAAAUUUAAAUUCAAUUCCUCAUGUCCAGAAUCAUUCAUUUCUAGUCCUAGUAUUAUUGAAAAUUUAAUAAUAACUACAAAAACUUAUCAAACAGAAGAAGCCCUUCAAAAAUAUCUUCCUUUUAUAAAACCAUCAUCAAAUAUUAUCCUUGUGCAAAAUGGUCUUGGUGUCCCACAAAAACUUUAUGAGAACAUAUGGCCAAAUUUACAAGAAAGACCUAAUUUAUUCCAAGGUGUCAUUGGUCAUGGUAUUAAUACCCAGGGGGGUUGGAUUUUUACACAUACAGGAUUAGGUGAUUUAAAAAUAUCCAAAAUUCCUAAAGAUUUAAAUAAUCCUGAUAAAGAAUCUGUACAAAAACCUGAGAUUGUUGAAUUAUUAGAAAAUUGUAAAGAAUUAGAUACUAUAUGUUUUGAAUAUAGUGAUUUAUUAUUAUUUCAAAUUAAAAAAUUCGUGGCUAAUGCAAGUAUAAAUUCUAUAACAUCAAUUAUAGAUUGUAUAAAUUAUGAAUUAAGAAGUUAUGAAGGACUCCAGGGGUUAGUUUAUGAUACCAUAAGUGAAAUAAUUGAUAUUUUAGUCACAACAACACCAAUAAUUAAAAAAAAUCCUCAAUGGAAGACAAUAUUAGAUAAACAAGAAUUAACUAAAUUUGUUUUAUAUUAUGCUACAGAAGUUCAUGCAAAUUCUUCAACUUCAAUGAGACAAGAUGUUUUAAAUAAUAGAAUUACUGAGAUUGAUUACCUAAAUGGAUAUAUUGUUAAAUUGGCUGAAGAGAAUGGUUUAAAAGCAGAUGUUAAUAAGACUAUAACUAAUUUGGUUAAAUUGAGAAGUUCGGUUAAUAGAUCAAGAGCAAAACUUAUAUAA